This is a messenger RNA of Pocillopora meandrina, 1515 nucleotides long. NCBI's taxonomy places the organism in Eukaryota, Metazoa, Cnidaria, Anthozoa, Scleractinia, Pocilloporidae. The record is from the annotation of a GenBank genome assembly.
AUGGCAACAAACUACGAAAUUUCAGGGGCUGCGGAGGCUGCAAACAACACAGCUGUCGCUGACGCACCGAUUAUUGAAGCAGAAGACUGGCAGACAAAGUGUCUUACUGUCUUAGACAGAAACAAAUUUAUAUUCAGCAGAGAGUUACUAAGCGAUAUAAAAUUUGUUGUUCCAGCGUCAAACGGCAAGAGGCUGGUGAUUCCAGCUCACAAGUUUAUUCUUGCAAUCAGCAGUCCUGUGUUUUGUGCCAUGUUCUACGGCCCAAUGGCGGAAACUAAAAACUCUAUUGAUUUACCUGACUAUGAGUACGAGAGCCUGUUGGAGUUGCUUCGUUUCUUGUACUACGACAAAGUAAAUUUGAGCGGAAGCAACGUAAUGCAAGUGUUGAACUUAGCCACGCAAUACAUGGUGCCUUCGCUCGUGAACAAAUGCACUAAGUAUUUGCGUGACAUUUUAGAAGUAUCGAAUGUCUUUCAAAUUCUAGUCGCUGCUGAGAAAUUCGAAGCGAAAGAGUUAGAAAGAAAAUGUUGGAAACUUAUUGAGAUGCAAGCGGACGAGGCGUUGAUGUCAGAUGGAUUCUCAACAGUUGAAAUAUCUGUUGUCAAGUCUGUCGUGAAAAGAAGAACGUUGAAUGUUAAGGAAGUAGAUCUCUUUAAGGCAAUAGAUCAGUGGGCCACCAAAAAAAUUGUAAAGCAAGGACAAACUCUUACUGGUCACCUAAAAAGACGAAUUCUCGGAGAUGAAAUUGUUAAAGCCAUAAGGUUUCCUCUAAUUUCUCAGGCAGAGUUUGCGUCUGUGGUGUUAAGUUCUGGCAUUCUCACAAAUGAGGAGAACAGCGACAUGAUGAGAUACUACAGCAACGUUCCAACACUUUCUUUGCCAUUUUCCCAAGAGAAAAGAUUUAUUGCCAGCUUUUUUCGAUGCCACAGAUUUUCAGGGUUUGAUAUGCCAAUUAGUCAGACCAGGAAAGUUAAAUUAUAUGAUAAUUCUCAUUAUCCGACCCGCAACCAAUUGCGUAGCGGUCAAUUAGCCCGGUCAUACCGUCAGGCAAAUGCCUCAUCAGCGGUAAAUUAUUCGGCGAGCAAUUCUAGCAAGUGGUGCUACGACGUUGAUAGCACUGACAAAUUGAAGUUCUCAGUCAAUAAACCCAUCAGGCUUCGCGGGGUUGAGCUUUUUGGCUCCGAAGGAAAUGAGUACCAGGUUUCCUUACAGAUGAACUGUACCGAACCUUUUACAAAGUGUCUGGUAACACAGUCUGGAAAUUACGCAUCAACCGCCAGAGAGAACUCUAAAUAUUAUGGCUUUGAUGUAUUGUUUGACCGUCCGAUUCAUCUGGAGGCAUAUAAAGAUUACGAAUUACUAUCAAUUAUCAAAGGUCCUUUGUCAUGGUACGGACAGCGAGGCCAAAGCUCUGUUGAGUGCCAGGGAGUGCUUUUCACUUUCAAGGAUCCUUAUGACAGCAGACAUAGAACCAACGCAAGUUGUGGCCAAUUUCCCUCGUUAAUCUUUACAUAA